CUUGACCAUGGUCCGCCGUCCUCUGGGAGCUGAGGGAGAUGUCCUCGGGUUGUGUAGAUGAGAGGAUGCCGUCCGGGCUGCGGGUUCCCCGGGCUUGUUUCCUCAGAGAUGCGCCCCUUCCUCUUGGAAGGCGGGAAAGCAAAGUGUGUCCCAGAUGCCUGUGGCCGAGGGCAAGAGUGUUCAGCAAACCGUAGAGCUCCUUACCCGGAAAUUGGAGAUGCUUGGGGCAGAGAAGCAAGGAACAUUUUGUGUGGACUGUGAGACUUACCAUACGGCCGCCUCUACCCUUGGCAGCCAAGGGUCUCUCUGUCACCCAGGCUGGAGUGCAAUGGCAUGAUCAUAGCUCACUAUUGCCUCGACCUGCCGGGCUCAAGUGAUCCUCCAGCCCCAGCAUCCUAAAUAGCUGGGGCCACAGGUCAGACCGGGAAGCUGAUGUAUGUGAUGCACAACUCAGAGUACCCAUUGAGCUGUUUCGCCCUCUUUGAGAAUGGCCCUUGCCUUAUUGCUGACACCAACUUUGAUGUGCUUAUGGUGAAGCUCAAGGGCUUUUUCCAGAGUGCUAAGGCCAGCAAGAUUGAGACCCGGGGCACCAGGUACCAGUACUGUGACUUCCUGGUGAAGGUGGGCACGGUCACAAUGGGGCCCAGUGCCCGGGGCAUCUCUGUGGAGGUGGAGUAUGGCCCCUGUGUGGUAGCUAGUGACUGCUGGAGUCUGCUGCUCGAGUUCCUACAGAGUUUUCUAGGCAGCCACACACCAGGGGCUCCCGCAGUGUUUGGGAACAGACAUGAUGCGGUCUACGGCCCAGCAGAUACCAUGGUCCAGUACAUGGAACUCUUCAACAAGAUCCGCAAGCAGCAGCAGGUGCCGGUGGCUGGGAUUCGUUAGUGAUGAGCAGCUGCCAGCUGAGCUCUGUCACCAGGGGUACUCCACAGGAGGAGCAGGUGCUGACUUUCAGGUCCCUGGACCCCAGAAACCCAGGGUAGACAUGGACUCUACUCUCCUUCUCUGGUUCUCAGCUGUGGCUUUUGUUCUGGGGCUGAGUCCCCUCCCCAACCCCCUGACUCUCACACAUAGCCCCCCAUCAGCUGUUUUACUCCGUGCCUUACUGGAUUUGGCCUGUCCUCAAGAAUGGUAAUUAUGAAGAGUGGAGAAGUUUGGACCUUGCCUCCUUUAGGGGAAAGGUAGGACAGGAAUGUCCCUGCCUGGUACUGGUGGGGGAAAUAGUCCGUAUCCCCAACUAUUAAGGAUUUGUCCCAGGCCAAUGGUGAACAUGCUGCAUUUUAUGUUUGGAUUGUGCUGUAAUAAGAGCCUCUUCCUUCCCUCAGAGGAUGUGGCUGGGCUUCUAUCCUAGAGAUGGAGUAGAAGGCACAACUGGUUUGAUAGUUACUAUUUUCUGACCUGUUUGCUGAAGUGAUUUGCGAAUUGACUUUCCUAGGGUGUUGCCUGAGUCCUUUGAAAUCUCCUUCUGACAUCUUUCCCUUCUGUUGUGAAAUAUGUUAAGCCACAGGCCAAACUGCUAUAAGAUCGAAGUUUGUUUUUUUCUCACCUAAUAAUAGAGAGGUAAUCAGAUGGUCUAGGGCAGAUUUAACUCUACAAGGUUAUCAGGAACUUUGUUUCCUUCUGUCUUAUUCAGCCAUUCCCAGUAUGUUUUCUUACCCAUAAGAUCAAAGCAGACUCAUCAGCUCCAUAUCUGCAUUCCACUGGGGAAAGAGAGAGAGAAAAGAGCAGAUUUUAAAAAAAAGAUAUGACUGAGCAUUGCUCAGAUCACUGUGGCCACACUUUGCUGAAAGAGAUGCUGGGACAUAGAACCUCUUAUCUGGGCAGUCAUGUGCUGAGUUAAAACUCAGGGAUUCUGUGACUACAAGAUGAAAGACAAUUUGGUUGCUGAGAUGCAGUUAAUGGCUUCUGUUACAUGGAGCUCAAUGGACGUGCCCAGGAAUGCUUUUGGCUGUUAUUUUGCAGUUAAUACCUCCUGUAACUAAAGCAUUUGUUUAUGAGUUGACUUGAGAGAAGGGCUGAUCUCAGAGCCGCUUUGAGCUAAGUUGGAUUAGUCACACUAGGAAGUUAAUUCCACACCUUUCGUCUAAGUCUCAGUAUUGAGGCCUCUCCAGUUCUCAUGCACCCUGAUCUUAGGGUUAGAAUACUUGACCCUGAUACCUGCACCAUGCUUCAUGGUUCCUGAGCUCUUUCUCCUGUUUCAUUUGAGCCUCCAAACUACAUAUUUGGUCAUAUUGCCUGCCUACCCCAUGCCUGCUGCAGAAAUAUUCAUCCAGGUUAACCUUGAUAUACACAGAGAUGGUCUUGGAGAAUUGUGAAUGUAUGUACUGUAUUGUCAUCAAGGAUACUGUCCCUUAUUUGAAGGCAUCUAAAGAGAAACUGUUUUCAGAUCCAAGUGCUCAGAUCUAAAGCCUCUGCAACAAGUCAGGUGGUGGUCAUGUUUCCCUUCUAGUUUUGGCUGACAGGAAGCUCAGUUCAGUACCAUAACUACAGAACCUGUCAUCUGUAUUUUUUGUUCUCACCCCGUUUUUGUUAUUUUGUUUCUGGUUUUUUAUAUUGAGGUAUGUUUUAGAUAUAGUUUACAAAAAUAAAACGCACAGAUCUUA
Homo sapiens (human) is the source of this 2603-nucleotide messenger RNA. RefSeq names its product mediator complex subunit 20 (gene MED20). Lineage: Eukaryota; Metazoa; Chordata; Mammalia; Primates; Hominidae. Gene Ontology annotation, biological process: regulation of transcription by RNA polymerase II. Gene Ontology annotation, cellular component: nucleus; protein-containing complex; mediator complex. Gene Ontology annotation, molecular function: transcription coregulator activity. Bases 433 to 885 code for a protein of 150 amino acids. The record is from RefSeq and is marked reviewed. The transcript has 5 exons.